Messenger RNA from Panthera uncia (snow leopard), 3322 nucleotides. RefSeq names its product inhibitor of nuclear factor kappa B kinase subunit epsilon (gene IKBKE). The coding region runs from base 356 to 2512 and encodes 718 amino acids. The transcript has 22 exons. Gene Ontology annotation, molecular function: ATP binding; protein serine/threonine kinase activity. Gene Ontology annotation, biological process: peptidyl-serine phosphorylation. NCBI's taxonomy places the organism in Eukaryota, Metazoa, Chordata, Mammalia, Carnivora, Felidae. Gene Ontology annotation, cellular component: cytoplasm. The record is from RefSeq and is a predicted model, not a curated record.
GGGAGCUGGAGAGGACACCAUCUGCCCCCCCACCCACGCCCCCGCCCUCCCAGCUCCAGGGGUGGGGCAAGGCCCCCCCCCACCCCCGCAGCCGGCCCAGCCUCGGGGGUCCCCGGGGGCCGUGGCCACCAGGAUGUUAUGCGCACAGCCUGUGGAUGACAGUGCGUGCUGAAAGCUCAGUGGGUGCCACGCUCUUCCACAAGCCUGCAAACCACCACCGCAGCUGAGAUGGGCUCGGCUCCUGGACUUGCCACAGACAGUAAACAUAACAGACGCUCGCCCCGGAGAGUCUCUGGCUGAUCCACAGCGGCCCAGAGCACUGGGCAGAAGACGGCCAGCCAGCCAGGGGCAGGAGAUGCAGAGCACUGUCAAUUACCUAUGGCACACCGACGACCUGCUGGGGCAGGGGGCCACUGCCAGUGUGUACAAGGCCCGAAACAAGAAAUCCGGGGAGCUGGUUGCCGUGAAGGUCUUCAACACCGCCAGCUACCUGCGACCCCGCGAGGUGCAGGUGAGGGAGUUUGACGUCCUGCGAAAGCUGAACCACCAGAACAUCGUCAAGCUCUUUGCGGUGGAGGAGACGGGGGGCAGCCGGCAGAAGGUGCUGGUGAUGGAGUACUGCUCUGGUGGGAGCCUGCUGAGCGUGCUCGAAAGCCCCGAGAACGCCUUCGGGCUGCCGGAGGAGGAGUUUCUGGUGGUGCUGCGCUGUGUGGUGGCCGGCAUGAACCACCUGCGGGAAAACAGCAUUGUCCACCGUGACAUCAAGCCUGGAAACAUCAUGCGCCUCAUGGGGGAGGAGGGGCAGAGCAUCUAUAAGUUGACGGACUUCGGGGCCGCCCGGGAGCUGGAUGACGAUGAGAAGUUUGUCUCUGUCUAUGGCACUGAGGAGUACCUGCACCCUGACAUGUAUGAACGGGCAGUGCUUCGCAAGCCCCAGCAGAAGACAUUUGGGGUGACCGUGGAUCUCUGGAGCAUUGGGGUAACCCUGUACCACGCAGCCACCGGCAGCCUGCCCUUUGUCCCCUUCGGUGGACCACGGCGCAACAAGGAGAUGAUGUACCGGAUCACCACGGAGAAGCCGGCCGGGGCCAUCGCAGGCACUCAGAGGCGGGAGAACGGGCCCCUGGAGUGGAGUUACACCCUCCCCGUCACCUGCCGGCUGUCCAUGGGGCUGCAGAGCCAGCUGGUGCCCAUCCUGGCCAACAUCCUGGAGGCGGAGCAGGCCAAGUGCUGGGGCUUCGACCAGUUCUUUGCGGAGACCAGUGACAUCCUGCAGCGAGUUGUUGUCCAUGUCUUCUCCCUGUCCCAGGCGGUCCUGCACCACGUCUACAUCCACGCCCACAACACGGUAGCCAUCUUUCUGGAAGCCGUGUACAAGCAGACCAGUGUGGCCCCCCAGCAUCAGGAGUACCUCUUUGAGGGUCACGUCUGUGUCCUUGAGCCCAGCCUCUCAGCGCAGCACAUUGCCCACACGACAGCAAGCAGCCCCCUGACCCUAUUCAGCAUGGCCAGCGAGACCCCCAAGGGGCUGGCCUUCAGGGACCCCGCUCAGGACAUCCCCAAGUUCUUCCCCAAAGUGGAUCUGCAGGCGGAUUACAGCACUGCCAAGAGCGUGCUGGGCGCUGGCUACCAGGCCCUGUGGCUGGCGCGGGCCCUGCUGGCCGGGCAGGAACUAAUGCUUCGGGGGCUGUACUGGUUCGUGGAGAUGCUCCAGGCCACAUGCAGGCGGACGCUGGAGGUCACGCGGAUGGCCCUCCUGUUCCUCAGCAGCAGCCUGGGCACCGAGAGGUUCAGCAGUGUGGCUGGGAUGCCUGAAAUGCAGGAACUGAAGAGAGUCACAGAGCUGAGGUCCAAGCUGCGGGCUUUGGCUGAGGCCCUCUCCAGAUAUGCCCACGAUAUCACAGAGACCCAGAUGAGCCUAAGCAACCUGAGCUCUGAGCUGAUGAAGAACCGGGAUCAGGUACAUGCGGACAGAAGCAUCCAGCAGAUUCAGUGCUGUUUGGACAAGAUGAACCUCAUCUACAAACAGUUCAAGAAAUCCAGAAUGAGGCCAGGCCUCGGCUACAACGAGGAGCAGAUUCACAAGCUGGAUAAGGUGAAUUUCGGUCAUUUAGCCAAAAGGCUCCUGCAGGUAUUCCAGGAGAAGUGCGUGCAGAAGUACCAGACAUCUCUAGUCACGCACGGCAAGUGGAUGAGGGAGGCGCACGAGACCAGGAUCCGCUUGCGUAUGGUCAGCUGUUCUGUGGCUGCCUUUAACACAGAAGCCCAGGGAGCCCAGGAGAGCCUCAGCAAGAUCCUUGACCAGUUAUCUCACCAGCUCCUUCAGGACAGAACAAUGGGGGCUCAGGUCUCAGCACCCCCCACAGCUCCCCACCCCAGCCCUGCACUGACAGACCUGGUUCUGCACAUGCAGGAGCUCUGCGAGGAGGUGAAGCUGCUGGCCUUCGACCUUCAGGACAACAACCGCAUCAUUGAAGGGUUAAGUAGGCCCCCGUCGGCCCCUGACUCCUGAGGUCCGAGCUCCAUGGGGGCACGACAUCCUGAAGCAUUAGAAUCAUUCAAAGCCCGCUCUCCUGCCUGCAGUGCGGGACCUAACACAGGAUGAUGUCUGGUCCCAUCUCAUCAGCCUACCUCUCUCCCGGCCAACAGCUGGGAGAUGUCACCAGCAUUACCUUCCACUGCCUCUCUGCCGGAAGCAGCACAGUAGGACCUGGGGUGCCAGGCCAUCUCCGUCAGGCCCCACUGCCUGGGCUGAACUUUGUGUCUCUCUCACACAGGCUCAGGUACGGCUCCUCCGUCUCCCGGGCCUGUGUGGCUAAAGCUGGCAGGCCGCCUGGGGGGAGAAGAGACUCAGAUCACUCCCAUCGAUCUGCCCACCCACCUCUUCUGGUUUACGGGGCUUCACUUCUCAGGGAACAGAAGAGGAGGCCUCCAGGGGUUCCCCUAGGAUGCUAGGUCAAGUGACCUAAUUUCAGUCUUCCUUCCUCUUAAGGGGUUCCCCAGGGAACAUACAACCCUCCCCUCUCCUACGAUUUCUGGGGCUCCCCACCCUCAGCCCCAGGCAUUCCAGAGCCUGAUUUUGCCUCUACUCUUGGUCUGGCAGAGCCUGGCAGAGUUGAGAGAAUGGGUGGUCAAGGCCAGGUGCUAGGUCCCCGGGGACCCUUGCCCUCCUCAUUCUGCCCGAGGCACUGCCGGGCUCUGGGAGACGCAGCCAGCCACUGUCAACAGUGAGCACAGGCCCGUAAGCCCAGUGCCCAAAGGAGAUAAGAGGCCUGCACCUUGAAGAAGUGGAAUAAAUGUGGCGUGGCCUUCUUUUUCUCUA